Messenger RNA from Antrostomus carolinensis (chuck-will's-widow), 1593 nucleotides. It is a transcript of the gene PICALM, whose product is annotated as phosphatidylinositol binding clathrin assembly protein. The annotation marks the transcript as partial. The record is from RefSeq and is a predicted model, not a curated record. Gene Ontology annotation, cellular component: clathrin-coated pit; extrinsic component of presynaptic endocytic zone membrane; synaptic vesicle. Gene Ontology annotation, molecular function: 1-phosphatidylinositol binding; phosphatidylinositol-4,5-bisphosphate binding; clathrin heavy chain binding. NCBI's taxonomy places the organism in Eukaryota, Metazoa, Chordata, Aves, Caprimulgiformes, Caprimulgidae. Gene Ontology annotation, biological process: clathrin-dependent endocytosis; clathrin coat assembly; synaptic vesicle budding from presynaptic endocytic zone membrane. The transcript is spliced from 17 exons.
GUCAAUAGCAAUGAACUUACAAAUGGUGUAAUUAAUGCUGCCUUCAUGCUCCUCUUCAAAGAUGCCAUUAGACUGUUCGCGGCAUAUAACGAAGGGAUUAUUAACCUCUUGGAAAAAUAUUUCGAUAUGAAAAAGAACCAGUGCAAAGAAGGCCUUGAUAUAUAUAAGAAGUUCCUCACUAGAAUGACACGGAUCUCAGAGUUCCUUAAAGUUGCAGAGCAAGUUGGAAUUGACAGAGGAGACAUACCAGAUCUCUCACAGGCACCGAGUAGCCUUCUUGAUGCUUUGGAACAACAUUUAGCUUCUCUAGAAGGGAAGAAAAUCAAAGAUUCCACAGCUGCAAGCAGGGCUACCACCCUUUCCAAUGCGGUCUCUUCCCUUGCAAGCACUGGCCUGUCCCUCACAAAAGUUGAUGAAAGGGAAAAACAAGCUGCGUUGGAGGAAGAACAGGCUCGCUUAAAAGCUUUAAAGGAGCAACGUCUAAAAGAACUUGCAAAGAAACCUCAUACCUCUUUGACAACUGCAGCUUCUCCUGUGUCCACUGCAGCAGGAAGCAUAAUGACUACACCAGCCAUUGAUAUUUUUUCUACCCCUAGCUCUUCAAACAGCACUUCAAAGCUGCCAAAUGAUCUGCUCGAUUUGCAGCCAACGUUUCAUCCGUCUGUACAUCCUAUAGCUGCUGCUCCACAAGUAGGAAGUACCUGGGGAGAUCCUUUUUCUGCUACUGUUGAUAGUGUUGAUGAUGCCAUUCCAAACCUAAAUCCUUUCCUUACAAAAACUAACGAUGCUGCUCAUCUGUCUGUGUCUUCUGAUGUAUCUGCUUUCACCAGUAGGACACCCACACAUGAAAUGUUUGUUGAUUCUUUUUGUGGUCCUCAAGCUUACCCUAAUGCUUCUCAUUUCCGCAAUGAGCCUUCUUCUGUAGCUGGUCUAUUUGGAGGGUUCACUCCAUCUCCUGUUGCUCAACCACAGCCAUCAGCCGGCCUUAAUGUUGACUUUGAGUCUGUGUUUGGAAACAAAUCUUCUAAUGUUGUCCUAGAUUCUGGUGGUUUUGAUGAACUAGGUGGUCUCCUAAAACCAACAGUGGCCUCUCAAAACCAGAGUCUUCCAGUUGCCAAAGUACCACCUAACAAAUUAGUGUCAGAUGAUCUGGAUUCAUCUUUAGCCAAUCUUGUAGGCAAUUUGGGCAUUGGAAAUGGAACUACUAAAAAUGAUGUAAACUGGACUCAGCCAGGUGAAAAGAAACUAACAGGUGGUUCCAACUGGCAACCCAAGAUUGCACCUACAACUGCGUGGAAUGCUCCAACGUUGAAUGGCAUGCAUUUUCCACAAUACGCACCACCUGUAAUGGCAUAUCCUGCCACAACGCCGACGGGAAUGAUGGGCUAUGGGAUGCCAUCACAGAUGGGAGGCAUACCAGUAAUGACACAGCCAACUCUAAUAUACAGUCAGCCAGUCAUGAGACCACCAAACCCUUUUGGCCCUGUACCGGGAGCACAGCUGUCUGCAGCAUCCAGCCCUUCCAGUCAGAGUCCUCACAGAGCCUCAGGAAAGGAUCCCUUUGCAGAGAUCUCUCUCCAGGAUUUCUUGUAG